This is a messenger RNA of Alnus glutinosa, 3481 nucleotides long. Its product is annotated as receptor-like protein kinase THESEUS 1. Lineage: Eukaryota; Viridiplantae; Streptophyta; Magnoliopsida; Fagales; Betulaceae. Gene Ontology annotation, biological process: protein autophosphorylation. Bases 604 to 3132 code for a protein of 842 amino acids. The transcript has a single exon. The record is from RefSeq and is a predicted model, not a curated record. Gene Ontology annotation, molecular function: ATP binding; transmembrane receptor protein tyrosine kinase activity. Gene Ontology annotation, cellular component: plasma membrane; plasmodesma.
CAGAGAUUCCGAGUAUCAAAAUCAAACUACAAAAUCCUUUAGAAAACAGCUGGUUUUAUGGGAGUGUUGUGAGCUUGAAGUUCCAUGUCCUUUUUUUUCUUCUUCUUCUUGUUGUGGGGUCCUCUUCUUUCCGUAAAUGACAGUCUAAUCUACAGCCUGGAAAAGGUGUUGGCAGCUCGCUAAAAAUCUCUGCUUGAUGGGCUUUCAUAGUGGGAUUCAUGUAAUACCAGCUGGGUUAUUCUCUUCGCUUCAGACCCAUUUCUUCUUUAUCGAUGCUAUGCAUUCUGCUCUCUGAAUGAGGUAAUGGUCUAACUUUGUCUGUUUAUAUCAGAGAGCUUCUAGAUAAUUUGAAUUUGGUCUAUGUUUGAGCAAAGCUUGUGUUUUUGUGUCGUUAACAUAUCAAUACUUCAUAUGUUCCUUUUCAUAGAGUCCUUUGGUUAUACAUUGAGUUAGAUAGAUCUGGAUUUGCUGAAGCUUUGGGAAUUGGGUUUUUCUCAGAUCUUAGUGGAUUGGAAGAUAGGUUGUCUUAUUAGUUUUGAAUUUGGUUGUACCAGUUGGGCAUCCUUUCGGUUUAUUAGGCUUUUAAAAUCUGAGGUCUUAGAAAUGGUGAAGAUGAAAGCAGUGAAGUUGGUACCUCUGGUUCUGACUGUUAUUCUGUUUAUGGGUCAUGGAUCAUGUGCCUCAUUCACUCCUGUUGACAACUACUUAAUUGCUUGCGGUUCUUCAAAAAGUUUCACCUUCCAAGAUCGAACUUUUGUUCCUGAUUCCGACCAUUCUUCACUUGUCCUAAAAAGUGGCAAUUCUAGUGUUGCCAGUUCCAAUUCUAGUGUUCCAUCUCCCAUUUACCAAUCUGCUCGAGUUUUUUUGGGCAUGGGUUCUUAUAAAUUUAAAAUUGAGCAAGUAGGCCGGCAUUGGGUCCGCCUAUACUUUUACCCUCUUCCAAUAUCUGGGCAAAACUUGAACUCUGCCUCUAUGUCUGUAGUCACUGACAAUUUGGUGCUCUUGAACAACUUCACAUUCAAGAACUAUAAUGGUUCUUAUAUGUUUAAGGAAUAUGCAAUAAAUGUGACUUCAGAUACCUUUACCCUCACUUUCAUUCCUUCAAACAAUUCAGUUGCGUUUAUCAAUGCAAUUGAAGUUGUCUCUAUCCCAGAUGAGGUGCUCCCUGACCAGGCAUUGGCUCUAAAUCCAACUGCUCCUUUUAGUGGCCUCUCUGAACUUGCCCUUGAAACUGUUUACCGGUUAAAUAUGGGGGGUCCUUUGCUCACGGCUGAAAAUGAUACCCUUGGAAGGACUUGGGAGAAUGAUGUGAAGUAUCUCCAUGUGAACAGUUCUGCAAAGAAUGUGUCAGUCAGCCCUUCAAACAUAAAAUAUCCAGCUGGCAUCACCCCUGAAACAGCACCGAAUUUGGUUUAUGCCACUGCUGAAACGAUGGAAGAUCCUAAUGUAGCCAUCGUGAACUUCAACAUAACUUGGGUUUUUUCUGUUGAUCCAAGCUUCGAGUAUCUUGUUCGGGUACAUUUCUGUGAUAUUGUGAGCAAGUCUCUAAACACUCUAGUUUUCAAUCUCUUCAUAAAUUUCGAUAUUGCUCUUGGGAGUUUUGAUCUAUCUUCCCUUACUAGUGACUUGGGCAUUCCUUACUACAAAGACUUUGUUUCCAACUCCUCGGCGGGUUCAGAUAUUUUGACUGUUAGUGUUGGUCCGGAUACUAUGGCUGAUGCCGCUAAUGCAAUUAUGAAUGGGCUGGAGAUUAUGAAAAUCAGCAAUAAAGCUAGGAGCUUGGAUGGUCUUUUGUCUGUUGAGAGUCUCCUUCCCAGUUCACCCUCAAAGAAGAUCAAUAUAGGAAUCAUAGUUGGUUCUAUUGGAGGAGCUGCAGCUGUCCUGGCACUAAUUGUUUUGUGUUGUUGUUUGGUGGCCCGCAAGUCCAAGACUACUCAACAAGGGCAUUAUCCAUGGCUUCCUUUGCCCUUAUAUGGAAACUCUCAGACCAUGACAAAAAUGUCCACAACUUCCCAAAAGAGUGCAACAGCUAGCUGCAUUUCAUUAUCUUCCUCCAGUCUUGGUCGGCUCUUCAUGUUCCAAGAAAUCCUGGAUGCAACAAAUAAGUUUGAUGAGAGUCUACUUCUUGGGGUAGGUGGUUUUGGGAGGGUUUACAAGGGAACCCUAGAGGAUGGGACAAAAGUAGCUGUUAAGAGAGGAAACCCCAGAUCUGAACAGGGUAUUGCUGAAUUCCGAACUGAGAUUGAGAUGUUAUCCAAGCUCCGCCAUCGCCACCUUGUGUCUCUUAUUGGCUAUUGUGAUGAAAGGUCAGAAAUGAUUCUGGUCUACGAAUACAUGGCUAAUGGACCCCUCAGGAGCCAUUUGUACGGAACAGAUCUUCCAUCUCUACCAUGGAAGCAACGGCUUGAAAUUUGCAUUGGCGCUGCAAGGGGGCUUCAUUAUCUCCACACUGGUGCAACUCAAAGCAUAAUUCACCGGGACGUGAAGACUACAAACAUUCUCUUGGAUGAGAACUUUGUGGCCAAAGUUGCUGAUUUUGGUCUCUCAAAAACAGGUCCAGCCAUAGAUCAGACCCAUGUGAGUACAGCAGUUAAAGGAAGUUUUGGUUACCUUGACCCCGAAUACUUUAGAAGGCAACAGCUUACAGAAAAAUCAGAUGUGUAUUCAUUCGGAGUAGUUCUAAUGGAAGUUUUCUGCACAAGGCCAGCUUUAAACCCUGUUCUCCCUAGAGAGCAAGUCAAUAUAGCAGAAUGGGCGAUGAGCUGGCAAAAGAAGGGCAUGCUGGAUCAAAUCAUGGACCCAAAUCUGGUGGGGAAGGUGAAUCCGGCUUCUCUAAAGAAGUUUGGGGAGACAGCUGAGAAGUGCCUGGCCGAGCAUGGGGUGGACAGGCCAUCAAUGGGAGAUGUCUUGUGGAAUCUUGAAUAUGCACUUCAGCUUGAGGAGACCUCAUCUGCACUCAUGGAACCUGAAGAUAACAGCACAAACCACAUUCCAGGAAUCCCGUUGACCCCACUUGAACCAUUUGAUAACAGCGUGAGUAUGAUCGAUGGGGUGAACUCCGGUACAGAUGAUGGAGAAGAUGCUGCCACAAGUGCUGUAUUCUCUCAGUUAGUAAAUCCUCGUGGAAGAUGAGAAGAUAAAAGACUUCCAUAUAUUCUGAUCUUGGCCACCAGAUGUCCUUUGAAAGGUAUUGGCAAAUGGUCAUCUUGGCCUGGAGAGAGUACUUGAAAAGACCCUGAGUGAAUGAUUCAAGCUUACUUCUAGUUUCAUUGUUCUGUUCUUUUUACCUCAAUUUUUCGUCUAUAAUUUAUAAUUUAUUUAGUUUGUAAUAUAGUUGAGUGGUGGGAACUGAUUGACCCACCAGAAAUUGCAUGUUAGGUACCAUAAAAAUUGUAUUGUUGUCUUGGUAGAAAUCUAUCUGGCUUUCUACUACUGCCCGUGUUUUUACACAAUUAUAAGAUAUGAAUUCUAUUUGCAUUUA